Halichondria panicea is the source of this 1501-nucleotide messenger RNA. RefSeq names its product SEC14-like protein 3. The record is from RefSeq and is a predicted model, not a curated record. Bases 91 to 1353 code for a protein of 420 amino acids. Gene Ontology annotation, cellular component: cytoplasm. Lineage: Eukaryota; Metazoa; Porifera; Demospongiae; Suberitida; Halichondriidae. The transcript is spliced from 10 exons.
UGGGCGUGGCAGUGUACUUAGCUAAAACACUUUCCAGAGCUCGAGCCUUAGGCUAGGCCCUAACACUAGCACUGCAGAGUACGAGUGAACAUGAGUGGAUUCUUGGAAGACUUGACCCCUCAGCAAGCUGAGGAGUUAGGGAAGUUCAGAUCAGCAGUGGCAGACAUUCCCAACAAACCAGAGGACAAUGAUCGCUACUAUCUGAAAUGGCUCAGAGCACGAAAAUUCGAUGUGGAAAAAGCAAUAAAAAUGCUUCGAAAUCAUAUGGCGUAUCGUGAAGAGGUGGGCGUGGACGCACUGCUACAGUGGAGCAUGCCUCAGGUGUUGACCAAGUACUACCCCAAAGGUCACUUUGGAGAGGACAGGAUGGGACACCCGGUCUGGUAUUGCAACCUUGGAAACUUUGAUUACAGAGGUAUUCUCAAGUCUGUUACACAUGAAGAUUUGUUGAAAUUCACGUACUAUAUGUUGGAAAAGAUUGUGAAACUUAUCAAGGAGUACUCUGAGAAGAAUGGACCCCACAUUGAGUCAGUCACCACCAUUCUAGACGCGGAAAAGCUCAGCUUUCAGAGGCACUACUCCUGGCCUGGCAUUCAACUCUCAAGACAGUCGAUGGGUAUACUGGAGUCAAACUAUCCUGAGAUUCUUCAUCGAUUGGUGAUUAUCAAAGCUCCGAAAGUAUACCCUCUCUUCUACAACCUCCUCAAGCCGUUCAUUGACAAGAGAACCAGAGACAAGUUUGUUAUACUCUCUGACAACUGGCAGGAAGAGCUCCAGAAAUACAUCAGUCCUGAUCAGCUUCCUCAAGCCUAUGGUGGGACCAGAUGUGAGCCUGAUCCAUGGUGCUCUGAUUAUAUUAAUCACGCAGGGGACGUACCUCCCGAGUACUUUCUGACCAAUCAGACAGAGACUGAUAGAGAGGAGAUGGACAGGGUGGUAGUGGGGAGGGGGGGAUGCUGUGAGCUAGAGUAUCAGGUCGAGUUAGAGGGAUCACUCAUUCGCUGGGAGUUUAUCAGCACUGGCUACAACAUCAGCUAUGGCCUGUUCUACAGAGAUGACUCUUCAAAGAAGAAACUUAAACUGGAACCAGUGAUCCCUAUGAGAAAGGCAGACAGUCACGUAGUGCCUGAGGUCGGGACCUACACCUGUACUGCAGCUGGGAAAUAUGUGGUGAAGUUUGACAACUCAUACAGUUGGACUCGCUCUAAAGAGGUGUACUUUUCUAUUCAAGUGCUCCCUCCCAACACGGAGCCCCGCCUUCCUAACCUAGCAACGGGGGACGAGGCUGCCGCUGUCACCAUAGAUACAGAUAAUAAUAGUGACGACGAGUUUCAUGAUUGUGAAAACACUUGAAACUAUAAUUUACUAGCUGUUAGUGUUUAUCAUAAUUGUUGUGUUUGUUAUAGAUUACAAGGAGCUUAUCACUUCUGAAGGUUUUUUUGACAUUGUGUAUGUACGUACAGAUGUACAACAUUAUUUUAUUAUUGAUUUUUAACAUCAG